AUGACGCCAGGAAGGACGUUGUCCGGAGGGCCCGCUGGACCUCAGCCAGAUACCUCCAGCCCCAAACCGCCUGGUGUCACUCUACCUACGACAAAUGCCAAAUUUCUACCCGAAGGCAUCAUCUGCGCGGCCUCGUUCAAGGAGUUUCUCCGACUUUGGCUCAACAAGCAUCGAAGUACCGAUGCCGAUUGCUUCCGACGACAACACCCCUCUGAAGAUCCCGUCAAUGCGGACCAUGGCGAGAUCUCUACGCUCACCAUACGCGCCAUCUCCCUUGUCGAUACCAUCGUCUGGUCUCAGCGCACGAGGCGCCCCAAAUCUCCCACCAGUCCGCUGUCUCAGUCAUCCACAUCAUUUGCGCCUUCGUCUCCUACCACUUCCUCACGACGACACCAACUAAGACAAGUGACCUCGAAUCCGACACUCGCCGCGCCUCCUUCCCCUCGUAUCAUAGUACCGCCGUCGCUUUCAAGGAAAAGGUCGUCGGGCGCCUCUCCGACAUCUCCCACUCAGCAAUCGACGUCGGAUCGAGGAUCUACAUCGACGCCUCCGAGACAAAACUCUAUCCCUGACGUCUCCUCCAGCGCUGCUUCAAGGGUUUCCGUCGAUGGGGAGAAUCCCUGCGGGAUGGUAGCUUCGCCUACGCCAAUGGUCACCCGUCAAUUAUCCCUACCCUCGAAGUUAUCAUUGCCCAAUCUUCGGCGAAAGCAAAGUCGACAAGAUGACGCCUCCAGCAUCGCCGCAAGCUCGAUCGAUAAUGAGUACGAGACAGCGCAGGCCGAGGGCAUGGACUUCGAGCUUGUACGACCCAGCUUCAGCCACCUUCAUUCCGCAAGAACCAGCGAAGAUUCGUCUUUCGUGAAGGACGGAGGGUCCAUCGAUCUAGGCAAGCCAGAACUGACUAUUGGCGGACUCUUGCGAACGGGUAGUCCUGCGAUGUCUUUCUCGUGGGCAUAG
Messenger RNA from Pleurotus ostreatus (oyster mushroom), 957 nucleotides. RefSeq lists its product as uncharacterized. The transcript has 4 exons. Bases 1 to 957 code for a protein of 318 amino acids. The record is from RefSeq and is a predicted model, not a curated record. NCBI's taxonomy places the organism in Eukaryota, Fungi, Basidiomycota, Agaricomycetes, Agaricales, Pleurotaceae.